Messenger RNA from Ixodes scapularis (black-legged tick), 3278 nucleotides. Its product is annotated as kinetochore protein Nuf2. The record is from RefSeq and is a predicted model, not a curated record. Gene Ontology annotation, cellular component: Ndc80 complex; kinetochore. The coding region runs from base 121 to 1476 and encodes 451 amino acids. Lineage: Eukaryota; Metazoa; Arthropoda; Arachnida; Ixodida; Ixodidae. The transcript has 4 exons.
ACAUGCAGACAAACUCAACGUGUAAUCCAAUCCAAGCCAAGAUAUCUUGCUGCGCGCGCGAAGACAAUCUGGCAGAUCGGGCCAUCGGGCAGUCAUUGUCGUGUCGUCGUCGUAAACGUCAUGACCGCGAAAAUGGCACGAGCUGCGGAUAGCCACGAACGCCUUGCAGCCUUGCUAAGUGAAAUGCUCAACGACAAGGUGACCCGACGAGAAGUCGAAGCCCCGACGAGCGAAUUUAUGACGAAAGUCUUCUACGGCGUUUUCAAGGAGGCGGGCCUGAACGAGACCGCCUUCGAAAUGUCCCAAUUCCUCGUGCCGGCACACGUGAGCAGCUUCGUGCCAACAUUACACCUCAACAAACUGAUGCAGGUGGUCUUUACGAAGCUGGGCGUCCCCGACUUCGGCCUAUCCGACAUCAGCGACCCGGAGCCGAAGCGCAGUCGUAAGCUGCUCUCGAUACUCUGCAACUUCUGGGUGCGACUGGGUCGGCAGUGGAACAUGUGGUCAGACAUCGAGGUGGGCCUCGCCGCCGCGAAAACUGACCGCGAAGCCAAAAGAGCCCAGCUGGACGCGGUCAAGGCCAAGGUCAACCAGCUGUCCCAGCAUCCCGGCAUCAACCCGGAGAGGCUGGCGGCAGCGCAAGGGGAGCUCGUGGCCGAAAACAAGGCGCUGGCGACCAAGGAGCCAAAGCAGGCGGUUGUGAUGAACGACUACAAGAACUUAAAAAGUGCCAAAUGCCAGGUGACCGAGCAGCUGAAGAAAAGUGAGGUGGAGGUCCUCGACCUGAGGUCUGCAGUGCACGACGUCCAAGCCAGAAUCUGCCAUUCGCCAGAGCGGCAGCGAUGGUGCUUGGCUGAGGAAGCGGAGACAGCGUCUCAGCUGCAGGAGGAGCAUUGUCAUCUGCAAACCAGGGUAGAGGAGUUGCGCCGCAAGAUGCAGAAGGCUCCGAGAGAGCGAGAGGCCUUGACCAAACUCAAGACCCAGCUGCACUCCAGCCUGGCCGUUGCGCAGCGUCUGGAGUCAUUGGUGCAGGACAAGGACAACGCGUCUGCGCGCAGGAAGAGUGCGGAGGACAAAUACCACCGCCUGCUGAAGGAGAGGGAGGCAGUGGCCGAAAAGAAAAGCCAGCUGAACGGCCAGACAGCGUUCCAGCACCAGGCCAUGCAGUCCCAGCUCAGUUUCAAGAAGGAGCAGUUGGCCCAAGCGAAGCAGCGCCUCGAGGAGCUCCAUCUCGAGCGCCAAGAGGUGGUCUGCUCCAAGGAUUCCGAGGUGGCAGGCUUGGAUGCUGAAAUCCGUCAAGUCCAGGACGAAGCGAAAAAGGUUCGGCAGUCCUUGGCGGACAAAGUGGCCGAGACAAGACUGAACUCCCAGCGAGUCUUUGCGAGACACAAGGCCAUGCUCAAAAUGGCCGAGAAGGUGUUCUUUCCCGAGGACGAAGAACCCUCCAAAGAUGCGGAGGGUGCAUCUAAUCUGUAACAACCGUGUCCGCACCUUUUUUUUUUUUUUUUGCUUUGUAUUUUUUUUAAUGAAAAGUCUUAGUGUUCGUCAUUUAUGUAGUCUUUCUAAAACAAGUCGAGUCUCCUGGCACGCUUCGCCUGAGCGGGCUCGCUCCUAUGUGGCAGUGCCACCUUGGUUGGCACUGGCCCAUUGAGGAGGUUUUGAGAGCAAUGGGGAAAUUCACUCUUGUUUCGUGCUUAUCAAGGGCAGUAAGAUACAAAAGCGAAAUUCUUCCUUGCUCUCAAGACUACCUUUGGCUGUAUCUUUGCUUGCUUUGGUUCAGUGAAACUUCACAAUCUGAAAGCUAUGGCCAGAGCAAGCCACUAGUGUUGUAUUGCAGCAUGCGACGAUGGAUUCGUGGAGUGCCUUCUGGUGGAGUGCUCUACGCCAACAGUUCUGAAACUUGUAAUUUUUUUAAGCAUGUCCGCAUUGCUGAGUCUGCCUUCUGAACAGAAUGCAGUGCAUUAAUAGAUAUUUAACAACACAAAGGUUGCAUGGUGUGAGUAUUAACGUUUUACUAGGCAUAAUGUAAGUUUUUAUCGUUGUGAAAGCUCACUGCCUUGCUCUGCAAUUGCCCAGUACAAGUAGGUGACUACACAAAAAACUGUCCCAAGAUUUUAAUUUUUACCAUACUUUUUUCUUAUUUCCUAAUUUUGAAGUCAAAAAUAAUUGUUGCUUUCUUUCAUUUUGUUUAGUCUUCUUUUUCAUUUUGUAUAUAUAUGUCCUUGCACUUCUGUUUUAUCUUCCUUUUACUCUUCACUAAGUAUCGGUUAUGAGUCGGCGCCUGUCCGUGUCCGUGUCUUCUACUUGUCCUUGUCUUUAGCGCUACUUUUAAAUUUGUAAUGUAUAACCAACUAGCCCAUCACAUGAUCCUUGUCCCAAGAAGUGUUACUUUUUUUUUUUUUCAUGUAAUUCAGAGGUUUGUUGGUACUAGAGGCUAAUGCUGGAGUCUGAGGCCCCCUUAGGGUUUAGUUCACCACCAGUUAUCCCAAACUCUGCCAAGUUCUGGCUUGAACGCUUCCAAUGCUGCAUCGUGCACGUGGUGAUGAAUGCAUAUAUUUAAUGUUGGUGUGCAUGCUGUUUCAGUUUCAUAAAAGCAUGUAACAAGUGUAGCCAUAUUCCUAAAUCACUUCUAAAGCAUUGGAUCCUCCUCUGGUUUUAGUUUGUAUUGCUUAUUAAACCAGAAUACUUAUUUCUCUCUCUAAAUACCGGAAUGUACCUGCAAUGAUUUAUUAUAACUCUGGCUCUUGAUGUGCUACUUAUGCGUUUUAUGUCUUUGCACGUUAGGUUUAUUUUUCAUCUGUUUUAUGGAAAAAACUUCUGAGCACCAAUGUCAAAACCACUAUAGUGUUUUUGGGGAUGCCAGCAACAUCAAAGGCUGGAUUGACCGAGGAAAUUUGAGAACUUUGGGAAUGCGAAGCCUCUGGGUUCCUAGGUAGAGGUUUGAGAACUUGUGCAUUGGGGUUAAAAGGCUUGCAUGGUGAUGGAAGCAACAUUUUGCUUGGAGCAGUCAUGUGUUUUUUUUGGAGCAAAUCCUAAUGUGUGUUAGCACAUCCCUUUAAAAUUAAAUUAUUGCACUGCUAAAAGGGCCAAUCUUCAAUAAUAAUGCAGGGUUCAGCUUUGAUAUACAAAUGUUUUACUUGCUACCUUUUGUAAUUAUACAAAUAGUCAUGAAAAGCACAUGACACACAACUGUAUUUUAGAAUGCUCGGGUCAAAGUAGGUUCUGUUUACAAUAGAAAUUAAGAAAAAUAAAGAUUGAAAAUAAAUUAUAGCAAAAUA